AUGGGAAACUGCAUAUCGUUCAUUAAUUUCUCCAAAUUUAAAUUAAAAAAAAACAAGUACGUGCCGUCUGAUGUUGAUUCCAACUGCGACAAUGAGAGAGCAAUGGAUAGUAAUGUGUAUGGUAGGCGUCGAAUGAGCCGAAGAGGGAAAGGCUCUGAGGGAGAUGUCAAUGUGUAUAAGUCCGGCCGGAGUAGAGGCAGCUUUAAUGGAGCCCAUAAAAAUGGUCCAAAGCAUGUGCACUCUGGUAACCCUAGCGAUAAUGACCAAAGUGAGGGAAAAAAAGACAAACGACGUGGAUCUAAGGAGCAUACUAGCGACUCCCCCAGUAACCAAUCAGAUGUACUGAUGAUAAACGAUAAAAAUGAAAAGAAAGGGGAAAAAAAAGCAAAACAUAAAUGUAAAAGGAGUAGUGAAAUUAAGUCAAGCGAGCAUUACAGCAGUGGAACAGACAAAGGUGAACCCAAAACGCAUAUGAAUGGAAAAGUACAACUAGACAAAUCCAAGGGUAAAAAUAAAAAAGAGCUUUCCCAAAGUGGUUCCUCAAAUGAAGAUAAUGAAAAAGGGAACGGAAUGUAUAAUACUCCACAUGUAGACUCACCUUCGAAAAAAAAAUCGUCACUGUAUAGCAACCUAAUUAAUACCAACGAUUUAUGCAAAAAAAACAAAAAAGAAAAUUUACUCAACAUAAAAUAUAGCAAUAUGAUUUUAAAUGACAUAAGAGAUGUGGAUAUCAUUGUCGUUUUUUUGUUUAGCCUUUUCCUUUACUUCAAUGCUAAUAAUAUAGUAGACAUGCUGGACCCAAAUAAAAAGGACAGAUAUGCCUUGAGAAAUUCAUUGAAUAUAAAUCACGACAUUAUGAAAUUCCCUACGUUCCCUAAAGAAAUUAUCGACAGCUUUUUAAAAAAUGAUUUUACCUUGUUAAAAAAGUACAUAAAAAAUAAAUGCAAUAAGUUGAAAAAAAAGUAUAAGAGUACUUAUUUGAAAAAAGUCAUGGGGAGUGAUGAAGAAGGGGAAGGUGAACAAAAUGGACAAGUGGGUCAGAAGGAUGAAAAAUGUGAGAAGAAAAAAAACUUUAAAUAUGAAUUGAAAAGGAAAAAGGAAAAAUGCUCCUUUUCCAAAAUUGUAGAAUCAGUUGAUAGAAAAGAAUGGAUUAAAAGAGACAUUACAGAAAUACCAUGUGAUCAAAAUUUACCGAAUCUUAAUAUAACCUUCAUCGUUAUGGGUGCGUAUUGCUUGUACCAGAAAAACACAAAACCAUUUCAGGAUAAAAAUACCUUUUUUUAUAAAUCCCCUUCUUACACAUGUGAUGCUGAAAUAUCCGUUGCGUGUAAGAAAGGAAGAAAAUUAGAUUUCCCCAACCAAGAUGAUUUUACCAUUAUUCAAACAAAUGAAUGGAUAUUAAUUAUGGUGUUUGAUGGACAUGGUCCUUCAGGACAUGAUAUUAGUAAUUUUGCUCAUGUAGUCCUUCCCCUUCUCUUCUCAUAUAAUAUUGAAAGAAUAUUUGAAAAUCCGGUGCGCACUAUGAAAACGCUAUUCUAUAUGAUUAACUGCUACUUGGUUAAUUAUUCAUACUGCAUAAACAAUAACAUAAAUCCAAUCAACAUAAAUUUCAUCGAUUAUAAUUUAAGUGGAACAACUUGUACCAUCAUCUUAUACAAUUUUGAAACUAAGAAAAUUUACUCCGCUCACACAGGAGACAGCAGAGCUGUUAUGGGCAAGCAGAAUCAACAGACCAAUGCCUUCAGAGCUUAUAAUAUCACUGAAGAUCAUAAGCCAUCUUUAAAAUUAGAGAAAGAUCGCAUUGUUGCUUUUGGUGGGGAAGUGAAAAAGUUACAAGGAGAUGUCUCCUACAGAGUUUUCGUCAAAAAUGAAAUGUAUCCAGGCUUGGCCAUGAGUAGAGCCAUCGGUGACAUCACGUCGUCCUUCAUUGGAGUUACUUGUGAACCCACCAUCAACAUUUUUGACAAAUCGGACGAGGAUAAAUUUAUUAUCGUCGCCACGGACGGCAUCUGGGAAUUUAUCAGCAGCGAGGAGUGUGUCCAGAUGGUCUCCCGCAAGCGCAAGAAGAAGGUCCACGUUGCCAUGGAGGAAAUUAUCAAGGAGUCCUGGAGAAGGUGGGAGAGGAUCGACACCGUUGACGAUGUAAGAGAGAAAGUGCCCCUAUAA
Molecule: messenger RNA, 2166 nt
Organism: Plasmodium fragile
Lineage: Eukaryota; Apicomplexa; Aconoidasida; Haemosporida; Plasmodiidae
Exons: 2
Coding region: 1-2166 (721 amino acids)
Biological process (GO): protein dephosphorylation
Molecular function (GO): protein serine/threonine phosphatase activity
Source: RefSeq, a predicted model, not a curated record